Molecule: messenger RNA, 4365 nt
Organism: Heterocephalus glaber (naked mole-rat)
Lineage: Eukaryota; Metazoa; Chordata; Mammalia; Rodentia; Bathyergidae
Gene: Adgrd1
Product: adhesion G protein-coupled receptor D1
Biological process (GO): cell surface receptor signaling pathway; adenylate cyclase-activating G protein-coupled receptor signaling pathway
Cellular component (GO): plasma membrane
Molecular function (GO): G protein-coupled receptor activity
Source: RefSeq, a predicted model, not a curated record
GCGCUGACAUCACUGGCUCCACCCGCCCUGGACGAGGUGCGAAGGAGCCAGACCAGGCAGCUCCCGCGGGACAGCAGGCAGCAGACGCGGGAGCCAGGACUCUCCCGCCAGCCACACUGAGGCGCUGGGGACCCAGCAGCCCUGGAGGCCAAGGCGGGCAGCCCUGCCUACUUCCCUGGGCCGUGCGAUCCUGAGCCAGCAGCUUCUCCCCUGCUUCCCACUGGGACAGGCGCCAGGGAUCCGCCGGGCUCCAGCCCCAAGCCGGAGGAGACGCCCUGUGUGCUCCCAAGGAGCAGACUUUCAGCCGAGCUGGGGUACAUGUCCCUCUCCCAGAGCGGGCGAAGGUGAGGGGCCGCCCCGCCGGGACUCCCACCAUGCGGGUGCGUGGGCCCCUGCGCUGCAGGGACCUCUGGCUGCUGCUCCUGUGCUGCACGUGUCAGGUGCGAGGAGCCCACCCCCGGGCCCAAGACCACCCAGGGUUUGCGGUCCUGGCUUCUGCUUCCCACUACUGGCCACUGGAAGAUGUAGAUGGGAUCCAGGAGCUUCAGGACAUGACUGGAGCACUGCGAGCUUACAACCUCACUGGGUCCCCCUCCCACUCUCCCACCUUUGUGCCCACCAGUGACUCUGCCUACUCCAAUCUCUCUGCGACUGUAGACCUCAUGGAGGCCAAGAUCAACAAGAGCAUUUACCUCAAGGAGGAGAAGGGGGAGACGCUGCUCUUCUACAAAAGCACCUCCUGCAUCAGCAGCCCGGAGAGGUGCAGUGUCCAGGGGCUCACCUUUUCCUUCUUCUGGAAGACCCAAGGCGAGCACGCCCGGCCAGCCCCUUCCACGUAUGGGGGACAGGUGCUGUCCGACAGCUUCAAGGUCUGCUUCAGUGGCAGCCGGGGCUCUGUGCAGCUGUGCACGCGUGAUGACUUCAUGAUCUGGCAGGCCACCUUCAGCCCGCUGGGCCCCUACUGGACUCACAUCCUGUUCACAUGGAAAUCCAAGGAGGGUCUGAAAGUCUACGUCAAUGGGACCCUGAGUACCUCUGACCCUAGCGGGAAAGUGUCGCAUGACUACGGAGAGCCCAAUGCCAACCUUGUGAUAGGGUCUGAGCAGGACCAGACUAAGUGCUAUGAGGACGGUGCCUUCGAUGAGUUCAUCUUCUGGGAGCGGGCACUGACCCCAGCAGAGGUCCGGAUGUACUUCUCAGCUGCCGUUGGGAAGCACGGGCUGCUGUCUUCCACCCCGCCCAGCUUUGUGACCCGGACGGCCAGCACCAUGGCGCCUGUGGAUGCCUACCAUCCCAUCAUAACCAACCUGACAGAGGAGAGACAGAGCUUCCCACGAGCCAGAACUGCACUGAAUUACCUUCAAAACGUGACCCUCAGCUUACCCAAUAAGCCUCUCUCAGAGGAAACAGCGUUGAAUCUCACAGAGACCUUCCUGUGGGCCGUGGGCCAGGUGCUGCUGCCGCCCAGCUGGACCAUGGCGUUGGAGGACAAGGCCCUGGUGCCCGACCUCCUCGACACCAUUGACACCGUCAUGGCCCAUGUGUCCUUCAAUCUGCAGGGCGGCAGGUUGCAGGUCACCCUCGCAGGCUCCUCUCCUGUGGCAGACUUCUCCUUGGCCAGGCUCACCCCGGGGACCCUGAGUGCGGCGCACUACCGGUUCCCUGCCCAUGGGGACAGCUACAUCAAGAUUCCCGGUGAGGCCCUUCGUGGCCAAGCCUGGACCACCAUCGUGGGCCUCCUCUACCACUCGGUGCACCAGUACGUGGGCAACAUCCCCCUGGCCAGCACCACGAUUCCCAUGCUGGCCAGCUGCAGAGACGGCCUGCUGUCCACCGCCAGCCCCCUCAUCUCGCUGGAGGUGCGGCCCCCGCCUGCGCUCUCCCGGAACCUCUCGGGGUCCCCCCUGGUCACCGUGCAGCUCAGACACAGCCUGACUGGUAAGCAGCACAUCGAUGCCACCAACGGCAGCAACCAUGUCUUCCUGUACUGCGCCUUCCUGGACUUCAGCUCUGGUCAAGGUGUGUGGUCGAGCCGGGGCUGUGCGCGUGUGGAAGGAAACCUGACCUACUCUGUCUGCCGCUGUACCCACCUCACCAACUUUGCCAUCCUCAUGCAGGUGGUCCCGCUGGAGCUCCCGCGGGGACACCAGGUGGCGCUGUCCUCCAUCAGUUAUGUCGGCUGCACGCUGUCCGUGCUCUGCCUGGCGGCUACGCUGGUCACCUUCGCUGUGCUGUCCUCUGUCAGCACCAUCCGGAACCAGCGGUACCACAUCCACGCCAACCUGUCCUGCGCUGUGCUGGUGGCCCAGGUCCUCCUGCUCGUCAGCUUCCACGCAGAGCCGGGCACGGUCCCCUGCCAGGUGCUGGCCACGCUGCUGCAUUACUUCUUCCUGAGCACCUUCGCCUGGAUGCUGGUGGAGGGGCUGCACCUGUACAGCCUGGUGAUCAAGGUGUUCGGGUCAGAGGGGAGCAAGCACCUCUACUACUAUGGCAUAGGAUGGGGCCUCCCUCUGGUCAUCUGUGUCGUCUCCAUCUCCUUCGCCAUGGACAGUUACGGGACAAGUGACAACUGCUGGCUGUCGCUGGGCACAGGCGCCAUCUGGGCCUUUGUGGGCCCCGCCCUGCUGGUCAUCGUGGUCAAUGUGGGCAUCCUCAUCGUGGUCACCAGAGUCAUCUCCCAGAUCAGUGCUGACAGCUGCAAGAUUCAUGGGGACCCCAGCACCUUCAAGCUGACGGCCAAAGCUGUGGCCGUGCUGCUGCCCAUCCUGGGGACCUCGUGGGCGUUCGGCGUGCUGGCCGUCAAUGGCCAGGCCCUGGUCUUCCAGUACAUGUUUGCGGUGCUCAACUCCCUACAGGGCGGCUUCAUCUUCCUCUUCCACUGUCUCCUGAACUCUGAGGUGAGAGCCGCCUUCAAGCACAAGACCAAGGUCUGGUCGCUUUCGAGCAGCUCAGCCCGCAACGUUGCCAGGAAGCCCCUCAGCUCGGACACUAUGAACGGGACCCAUCUGGGCUCGGCCUCCACCAGGCUGGGCCCCUGGGACAAGAGCAGCCACUCCGCCCAGCGUGUGGACCUGUCCUCCGUGUGAGGGCCCAGAGCGAGUGCACUCUCGUGUGGCGUGGGACACACGACCCUCUCCUGCCUGCCAUCCCGUGGUCAAAGCCCCACCCAGGGCUGUGUGUGACACACAGGAUGCGUGGCCCGUGGUGGUAUGACCCUCCCAUCCUGGGACGCUGUGACACCAACCGCAGCCCCUCCACGUCCACAUGCAGAGUGCAGGAGCCCAUGGGGCUGUGGCAGGGCAAGGUCUCCUCUGUCCCGGCUGUGUGAGGGGUCCUGGCCUCUGUGCAUGCUGGACACUGGGCUGGCAUCUCCGGCCACCCUCGUGAGGACGCUGGCCUUGUCCUCGGGACCGAUGGCACCCCCUUGUGAAAACCACUGCCCACAGCCUGGGCUUUGGGCCAUAGCAGGUGGCAUGGUGGGGCAGCAGCCCGGCCCGCAUCCCUUGAGCUUUGCCGUCUGGAUGGAGGUCAGCUUAGGUCCCCUCCCAGCACCAGCCAGCCUCCCUUCCGGCCCCCCACAGCCCACUGCCUCCUUUGCAUUCUUCUGAGCCCAGACUGCUGGUCCCCGGCCUGGCUGCCUGCAGAGUUGCUUCCCUGAUGGCGGCAGGGAAAGGCUGGCCACCUCCCUCCCGUGAGGAGACCCCAGGUGGCUCUUGGGGGUGGGGGAGUGACACAGCCUGCUGUGUUGGGCUCAGACCCAGGCUGGGAAAGAGGGCGCUGUGAUGACUUGGUGGGCACACGGAUGCCGCGGGUGCUGGAGGGGCAGCACGGCCAGGACAGUCAGCUGGCGUCGGUGCUGGAAACCCCACUGAGCACUGUGACCGCCACCUCACUGCGUCCCUUGCUGGCCACACCUGCUUUGCUCCUGAGUGAAGUCUCACAGCUCUGUGGACAUUUCCUGCCUGUCAUCAGGGCCUCGUGCAUGCCAGGCACGCGCUCCCCCGGGCUCACAGGCCCAGCAUCCUCUGCACAGUGAGGAGGGGCUGCCCCAAGUGGGCAGGGCAGCGGCAGCUCCUGCAGGGUCAGCCUCUGCCCUCUGGCCACUGGACGGAGCCCUCCCUGUGCCCCGGGGAGCUGUAAGCAGGGCUGGCCCAGUGACACAGGCCCAGGCCACCCGAGAACCCGCCUCUGGCUGGGUCCCAUGCGCAGCACCGGAGGGAGCCCGGUGCCCAGGUCACCCCUCAGCCCGAGCACCCACCCAGCGCCUCCCCACUCCCAGGCCUCGGUCCAGGUGGAGCCCUUCCUUCCCGCCCUCUUCCCACUCACCCUGUGAGCUCAGGCCCCACCCGCGAUGAAGAACCCGUC